This is a messenger RNA of Zasmidium cellare ATCC 36951, 1224 nucleotides long. RefSeq lists its product as uncharacterized. The coding region runs from base 1 to 1224 and encodes 407 amino acids. The transcript has a single exon. NCBI's taxonomy places the organism in Eukaryota, Fungi, Ascomycota, Dothideomycetes, Mycosphaerellales, Mycosphaerellaceae. The record is from RefSeq and is a predicted model, not a curated record.
AUGUCCGCACCUGCCGGCACCAUCAAGCUCAGCAACGGCACGACUGUCAAAGUCGCUUGUCACGCAUGCGGCCAGCCUGCAACGCAGAGCGUGAUAAUCAAGCUGUGUCGCGAUUGCAGCUCUCAGUGCAAGAGUCAGCGCAAGCAUGAGCUCGAAAAUGACGAGGAUGAUGCCCAGAAUCCUGAAGAAUCGGAGUUGAUGGAUACUACGCCUGACGAGUUCGAGCACUCCACCGCGCUUGAUCACUCUGACGCACCUCAAGAUGUCCAGCUCAAGCCUCUCGAUCGCGAGGUCAACGACUGCGGCUUCGAUGGUCACGGUACGACGCUCGUUCAGUGUUGUUUGCUGGGGGAUGGGCGCAAACUGGUGUCAACCGGCUUCAUGGAGGAGACGCCUCUUGAUACCGUGGAGAUGCUUCCAAGCCUGGUCAACUACCCACUCAACUACUGUCGCGACUCCCAGGAAGCUGGAGCCCUCAUCGCGACCUGGCUCGCGAAGUCGCUGCAUCAGAUUCAGGUUCUGUUCACGAAGCAGGGCGUCUUUCUCGGCCCUCACUUCGCGGCAUUCCAAUUACAAAUCAUCGCAUGCCGUCUGGAACAGAUCGUGGAGUACGGCAUCAAAGACGAUCGCUGGCGAGCCGACAGGAUCUUCGACGAGCGCGUUCGUGGAUACCGAAUGGCUUCCAAGCAGUACGAGGCGAAGUGCAAAGAGCUCCGCCAGAAGAUCAAGAGCUGGGAUGUCAGCAAUGCCGAUAAUUCCCUCGAAUUCGACGGCAUCAAGGAUUCGAUCGCGAGGAUCGAGGGGCUCAGUGCGCAGAUACUCAACGCGAAGAGACCUGUUCCGGAGCCAAAAGUCUCGGCAGUGUUUGAAGAUCUCUCCAUCGCAGCCCCAAACGUGUCAACGGAUAAUCCCCAAAACUCGACGAGCGUCAAAGCGCAGAAGACGCAGCCAUCAUCGAUUUUCGCCCCUCACCCAAAGAGAGCACCAAACAGAGCCCAAGAGCCUGGCAGAAAAGACGAGAACAAGAACAAGCCAGCUACGCCAGGCUCUACACCCCGCGGUCUUUGUCUCCCCUUCAAGAGUGCUCCUUCGCAGGCCGAUCCUCAUCAAUCAUCCAUGGAAGGAAUGGUGCUCGACGAGCCUCAAACGAAGAACCCAACCCCUCAACAGAACUUCUAUGCCAGCGCCCAGCCAAAGAAGACCAUGCUCUCUUCGAGUCUAUGA